AUGAAAUUUUUGACCGGUGCCGCUGACCCAAAAACCCCGCUGGCGAUGCCUUACUUUCUCGCCGAGAUGCGGACGACAGAUGGCGAUUCGACGUCGAAAACAACACCCGGAGGUGAGCAGCGGCGCCUGGUGGCAACGAAAGCGCGUCAUCUGAGACAAAUCGUUGAUUUGAGCGCUGCACCGACGGUGUAUCGAGAAACGGCUGAUGGUAGGGAAUAUCAUGACCCACGGAAACCCAUCAGGAGUUACCAGGGCGCGAAGAAAUGGCCGCGGAAAAAUGAACCGGCUGUAUACAAACCAAGCGCCAAGAAGAUUAAUCACUCUGCGAAAUCACACAGAGAAAAAGAAGGCGUUGAAGUUUACAAUCGCCAACAGAAUCACUUCAAAAGUAGGUUCCCAGAACUACAGACACCACAGUCGUAUAACAAUGAUAACUAUCACCACGCCAAAAGCGAAAAUUAUGACAAUGCCGAUGAAGAUGAAGAUGAGAAUGAAGAUGAAGAAGAGGAGGAAGAAUUCGUACCGACAAGAUUGUACGCGCAGGUUCGUCAAUACGAGACCGAGUCCCAUUUACCGAGCAGUGCGGAAGAACCUCGCCUUCGUAAAAUCGUCAAAGAUUCACGUGUACACACUGUCUACAUGGAGGAAGGCUACGAGGACGGUGCCUAUGACCAUGCCGGAGAAGAAAAACACGCUGAAGAAGACGAAGCGCAAGUAGAGCAUCGCCGACGUAGAAGAAGACACAUCGAUUCCUCGCUGACGAACGUCGAAAUCGAUACGGAUUUAAUCGGUAAAAACCAAUUCGCUCUCGGUGAAGCUAACAACAACGCCGAUAAAAAAUACCCCUAUUACAACGCGAAAGACAUCAACAGUAAUUCACCGCUACGAUACGCGCAAGCAAUGGAUGACAUCCCACAGAAAAAGGAGGGCAACAUGGCUUUUUACGAAGACGCCCAGGCGAGAACAAAGUGCGAUGAGGUUGUCGAGACAGUCGCCCCGAUACCGAAGGACUUGGACGCUGGCGAGGAGGCGCCGGAAAAGACGAUGGUGCCGAAAUUACCCCGGCUUAGGAAGCUCGGCGACAAAAUCGAUUGUUUUAAGAUGAAAUUUUUUGGCGAGCAACCGCUUGACAACCCGCUCUUUAACGAGGAGUUUGUUGACCCUCCGAAGGACUUAUUCCAGGAACCCGAGGUUAAGGAGACGGAAAAUCAUCUCAAAUUGUUAAAUCGAACCGGGAAGAGUUUCCAGCCACUGGCGGUUGCCGAAUCUGGAUUUCCGAUUAAUUCCGGAAAACUCCCCGAAGAAGAUAAUGAAGAUGAGGAUGGGGAUACAGAUGAUGCUGCAACAGUUGUCGAGGAGCAAGUGACUGCAGAGGCAGGGUUCCAACCUUUGCCUGAAGCGGAAGCGUUGCACAUGCGCCGUAUUACAAGACGAAGGAAGCGGCCUUAUCAUCAUAAUAAAUUAUAUUCGGGUCGUUACGCGGCUUAUCGGCCGACGCGCAAGUCACAUCCACCGCAUAAGAUGCCUCGUGGGACCACGCCGCCUACAAUCCUGACCUCGCCGAAUGUAAUUAGCGAGGUGUACUACAAGGACCAAAUUAAGCCCAGCGAGCAGCUGAACGUCUUCGCCGACGUCAUAAAUCACAUUCAGAAUAUGUCCAGAGAAGACUCCUACUCAUCAGCAAGUGAACAACGUCCGCAUGUGGCUAUCGCAACACCUGCGUCAAUCAAUACAAAGCUACGCACUGGACAUCGGAAGAAACUGAAGCGGAAGUAUCCCGUCAUGAAGUCCACACAACAGUUGUACACUGAAUACAUGCGUCGUAGCAAGAAUAAUCCAUCGCGUAUCCAGGAUGAUAUAUCACCCAUUCCACAAGAGAGCAAUGUCAACGUGGGUACUGUACAAGCGCCCAAAUCCUACGGUUCUAUUGAUUUGUUAUCCUACAAGAAUAAUGCUGAAACACCUGUGCACUAUUCCACUAUUGACAUGCCUCUAAAUAAAUAUCUGGUUCCUGGAAUGAAGCCGCCGCUUGCCAUGGAGAAACCAAUGAUCUACUCGGAUUAUCAAAGCGAGAAUAUUCUGAAACGGAAAGACUGGGUGAAUAAUCACCGGUUGAGGCGGAGGAAAAGAGCCACGAGGAAUUAUUCGGAAAUUCGACGUCAACCUGCGAGCAAACCACAGGAAGACCCCGAGGAGGAGGAUGACAAUGAUGAUUAUGUCCCCCAUAGACCCACCAAUUACCAUUAUGACCCGGAUACUGAUCGAAUUAUCUACGAUAAAAAGCCCACGACCGAAAAAUCUGUAGAGGAAAUUGUCGAGGAGUAUUUUGAAGAGGAACCAGAGGAGGUGACAACCACCAAGAAGCCUCCACCUGCGCAUAAGACAGUUUUUCAUAAGGAUGUGCUGAAUAAAGCUAAUGGAAAGACACUUGUUGAUUUCAUAGCGUUAUUGAAGUCAGACCCGUCUUAUAAGCCUAUUGAAGAUCCUACAACUACCAAAGAACCACCUUCUACGACUACUCAAAAAGCUGCUUCAACCACACCUCCUGAGUUUUUGAAAUUUUUGGAUAAAUUACAUUCAAGUGAAGGGUACAAGAAGAUAGACAACCCGGAAGAUGUCCCUGCUGCAAAGAAGAAACCGAAGACAACCACUGAAGCUCCUGUUGAAGAAGAAGAAGAGGAGGAAGAGGUUGUACCGGCGGGUAGUGUACAAAACUCACCAGGUGGUCAGUUUGGACCUGAUGGAGGUCUACAAAUCUUUGAUAUCAAUGAUUACUUACCAAAAGUGAAGACCUACACUCCAAGAACCUCAAUUGAUUAUUCAAAGUAUAAAACUAUUGAGAGGACUACGUCAAGACAUAAUUUGAGCAGUCGUUAUAGUGAAGAAGAUGAAGAACCCUUUGAAAAACGUCCAACUGAAGCACCUACAGCUUCAAAGUAUCAAACAGCUCCCCCUAGACCCAAAUCACCACCAAAAGAAGAAAAAGAAGAUGAUAAUGAUGAUGCGCCACAGGUGGCUGCUGUGACACAAAACAAAGACGAAGAAGAAAAAGAAGACGAAGUAACUACAACUUCCAAACCCACAACGACCACAUCAGCUGUAAAGAUCCGUAUCCGUGGCAGGCAGCGACCUACAAGACGUCCCACACGUACCACCACAACCACCAAACCACUUUCCGAGGUUCCCACCGAUGAAGUAACAUCUGAUCCUGUUGAAAAUUACACCCCAGCGACACAUCGUCCCCCAUCUCGAGUUUAUCCACGUCGCCAUCGGCCAAAAAUCCGUGUCCGAUCAACCACCACUCCAACUUCAGUUCCAGUGGAGCCUGACAACGAUGAGGAUUCUUCCGAAACAAGAAAAGAACCAUCCGCCGUCAGCAACAUGUGAUACCGGCGAAUCACAAGCCCGAUUACACUCCGCUCACGAUCUCGAAGCGCAUGGACGAUUAUCCCACGAUGCUUGUGCAGCGUCAGGCGCGGCUUGUAACACCCGAGAUAAUAAAUUAUAAUCAGACCGCCGGCGGCACGGCAAGCCGCCCGGAGAGAUCAACCCGCGGCAGUUCGCCGCGCGAUAUAAAGUUGCUCGCUUAGCAACCCAAGCCUCGACGGGAAGUCAAGAUAAAGACGCGCCAGAGGUGCAGAUUAGGCUGGAUUCGAGAAACAUUGACAGGAGCGAUGCCCCCAACGCACGCAGUCCUGUAAAGUUCAUCAAGGAUCCAAAUAAGCGACUCUACUUCUACGCACCGUUAUGAUGAGAGUAUUUGUUAUCUAGUACUAUCUAUUUGUUAUUGUAAAUAAAUAAAUUAAAUUUUACUUUU
Messenger RNA from Dalotia coriaria, 3817 nucleotides. RefSeq lists its product as uncharacterized. The record is from RefSeq and is a predicted model, not a curated record. NCBI's taxonomy places the organism in Eukaryota, Metazoa, Arthropoda, Insecta, Coleoptera, Staphylinidae. The coding region runs from base 1 to 3387 and encodes 1128 amino acids. The transcript has 2 exons.